UGAAAUCUAACUUAAUCUGCAUGUUUGAUACCGUAAACAUCCACGGCUCUGGAAUUAUCGUUGCCUGGUUCUGGUGAAACAUCACGUGGGUGCAAGUUUGCUUGAUCUACAAACAUCAUCGGUCAGGCAGCAGCAACUUUAACAACUCGAUCGCCACCUGCAUUCGCACCUCCACACAUCCCUCAUCAUGCCUUCACGUCUUGAUUUCCUAAACGAUUACGAACUCCCUCGUGAAGCGGAGCACGAAUUCACUAUCGGUGGCGUCGAUGCGUUUUGGGUAGUCGGACAUCCUCGCAUAUGGAACUACGAACAGGACAACUUCGAAUAUCCGGCGAAUUUCCUGGGAAAAGAUAUCGCAUAUGGCAGUCUAUCUACUGCAAUUAGUGGUGAUGGCAAGCUACUAGCCAUCAGCAGCAGCGAAGAACGCAUUGCCAUCUACGACAUUGCGAGCAGAGAACUGCGACAGGAGCUGGAAGGGACAGGCACCGUUGCGUUCCGACCGACAUUGAAGCUCAAGGUCUCGAACGGGGAUGAGACACUUGGGAUAGAUGAACAUCGGCCUGCAUACACUCUGGUCAGCAGCGUCGCUGAUGUUGCAAAUCGAAAUGGCAUCGACAAUACGUUGGUGCUCUGGGAUCUCGACCGGCACGGUCGCUUGCUCGUCGAGGAAGAGGCUCUCGAUGCAUCUGAGUUCGCUACGAAAGCAUUGAAAGCCAUCGCCCCGGAGCUUGCAAGCCACGAGUGGACUGAAGCGUUCAUUUCAUCGUCGUCCCUCCACGCAGAAUUCACCGAUGCCCUGAGCAAAGCCGCGAAGCAGCACCGACGUCGCAAUCAUACCUCGUUCAGUGACGCUCGACUGCCCACUUUCGGAGCGUUUCCAUUCUCUCCAGACGGCUCGCGUUUGCUCUUCCACACGAAGAACAGGACCACACAGAGCGGACCGCGCGAGAUGGACGACCUUCCACAAGUCGUCGUCUGGGACACUGAUGCCGGCAAAGAAGUCUACAGGCUCCACGGCCAUACCGACACAAUCACAUGGUCCAGUUUCAGUCCAAAUGGGAAAAGCAUUGCCAGCAUCUCCUGGGAUGGCACACUACGGAUGUACGACGCUCUCACGGGCUCAUUGACCUGGGUCGCAGGGCACUCCGGCAAACAAGCAUGGACGGGCGCAUUCUCCCCCUCCUCGCAAUUCAUCGUCUGGAGCUCCGAGCAGGGACGAACAGUCAAGGUCCUCCGCGUCGCCACCGGCGAACUCAUAUCCACCUUCCCCGAAGACAUCCAAUCCUGGUGCAGGAAUCUCGUCUGGCACCCAGACGGCCAGCAAGUCGCCUUGACCAACAACCAUCGCGUCAUUGUAUGGAGCCCCUUCGACAACGCACCAGACGGCUGGAUCACCCAGCGCUUCGAAUUGCGAGCAGAUCCGUCCUGGCGAAGAGCCCCCAUCACCUCGUCAUCGCAGUGGCUCGCCGAGGGCCGCAAAAUCGCCGUCGCUCUCACCGACGGGACGAACCUCGUAUGGGAUACGCAGACCAACGGAAAGGAACUCUUCCAGCGUCCCAAGGGUACGCACGUAACUUCCACCUCGCACGGCCUCUAUUUCCUCCCGGCGGAAGGAGACGAAGAGGAUCAGUAUCUCAGCGUCGACGGCGAUGGCAAAGUGAGGUACUGGAACGUGACGCCCGCUUCUACACCCGGAUGGUGGGAGAAAGAACCCAUCACGACGGAGGUGGUGACUAGGAAGUCGAAGCCGUUCCCCGAGACGGGAAAGUACGUGAAGGUUACGCGGAAACUUAUCGCGAAGAAGGUUGCGGAGAAAGGUGAAGAUGGCAGGGAUGACUGGGCGGAACAAGGUGCUGGGCUCUGGACUGCGGAGUGAACAAAAACAUCAUGGUCUAGGGACGUUUCGUCUUCACCGUUUUUCCCCACAUUAGUUUACCACUGCUAUUUUGCUUGGUUUUUACGACUAGGAUCUUCAUUGCGGGGUGCAAAUCAGGGAUAACAUCAAAAGACAUGCCUGUCAAAUACGACAUGAAUGUACACAAACUAUGAUUGAUUUUACUUGUGGGGUGCCUUGAGUCGUCCCCUUGUUCUGAGCUUGUUGCCGAUUUAUA
Molecule: messenger RNA, 2111 nt
Organism: Aaosphaeria arxii CBS 175.79
Lineage: Eukaryota; Fungi; Ascomycota; Dothideomycetes; Pleosporales
Product: WD40 repeat-like protein
Exons: 2
Coding region: 188-1876 (562 amino acids)
Molecular function (GO): protein binding
Source: RefSeq, a predicted model, not a curated record